CCAUUUUAUUAGCUUGCAUGUGUGUGUGUGUAACUAAUGCACAAGUUGAAAUUAACUGGCGCCUAAAAAUUGCGUGAAUUCUUUUUGUUAAGCAAAUAUGUCAAGUGACAGCGAGGAAUACCAUACAGAUGAGCAAGCUAGUGAAGCUAGUCACUCCUUAUCAGGACGCUCAAGUCACAACAGCACCGAAAAUCCUUCGAGUGCCAAUGUAACUAUUCUGGACACUGAAUCCGACGAUGAUAGUGUACGUCGAGUGGCUAAACCAAAAGCGCGCCGCAAAGCAGUGAUUCUUUCGGACAGUGAAGAGGAAGAUGAGCUGGAUCAGCGUGGUCUGUCGCCGCGCACGCGCAUGAGCAUCACGGGCGUGCGUCCUCAGGACAUAAAUGAUGAUUCCAGUGAGAUAGACUACAGCGAGGAGGAGGCGCUGGAGAAGUCUCAGGAGAAGUCGCUGGAGAGGUCGAAGGAGAAGUCACUGGAGAAGUCGCUGGAGGAGUCACUAGAAAAGUCGAUGGAGGAGCAGCAGCAGACUAGCGUCAAUACAGAUGAUUCUGCCGAGUUGGAAUCCACAGUCGAUGAUAGUCAUCAGGAAGCUGAUGAACACGAUGAUUUGCCUCGUUACAGUAAACAAUUUGCAGGCAACAGCAAAGAUCUGUUGCAUUCAACGCUGUUUCCAGUUGCUCAACAACAGCAACAGCCUGAGUUGGAGAUGGAGAUGGAGUCAACCAAUUCCUCUUCCAGCGACGUGCUCAUCCUCAGCAACAAGGAGGAGACAAUUGAAAUUUCCAGUGGCGAUGAACAAGAAAACUUUUCGCCGAAUAGCCACAAGUCCGGAGCUUUAUCAAAGCGUUCUUUUAGUGUCAAAAAUGAGAAUGUGUCACGUGACUUCUACGAGGAUGAGCUGCGCAAGGUGGCGGAAUUGCGGGUGCAGCUCAUCGAUGCGGAAAAGCUGUUCGAGAAGGUGGCCCACAAGUUGCCCGACAAGGGCACACAGAUCACCAAACGUAUGGAUGGACUGCGUGCAGACAUUGCCAGGAAAGUCAGUUAUUUGAACGGUGUCAAGGUUCAGAAAGAGGACAUCCCAAAGAAGGCGGCGGUACCUCAGCGAGUUAUUCCACCCAAGUCCAUAGACAAGGAACUGGACUGGGAUGAUCUGUCUGCAGCGGUCAAUUUAAUACAGCCCAAGCACACGGGCACUCAAGGCUUGGCCACCUUCAAUAACCAAAAGGCACUCACUAUGGAUUCACUCAAGGAUCUGCACGGCUCUUUGAAGGACUGUCCCGCAGAGAAUGUGCUAGCUGAUGAUCCAUCAGGAUUGAAGGUUCAGCUCAUGGACCAUCAAAAGCACGCGCUAGCCUGGAUGGCCUGGCGGGAGAAGCAGCGUCCCCGCGGUGGCAUUUUGGCUGAUGACAUGGGUCUGGGAAAAACGCUAACCAUGAUUUCACUGGUACUCACUUGUAAGAAUCGGCAAGAGAGCGAGACAGCCACCCAAUCCGCUAGCAGUGAUGAAGAGGAGGAGACUGAUCAGAAUCGCAAGGACAACGGCGGUUGGUACUCAAAGGGUCGCAAGGAUCACUGUAAGGGCGGCACUCUGGUGGUGUGUCCCGCCAGUUUGAUACGUCAGUGGGAGAAUGAAGUCAAUACAAAGUUGUCCCGCCAUCGUCUCACUGUCUGUGUUCAUCAUGGAAAUAAUCGCGAGUCGAAAUCUAAGCAUUUGCGCACCUACGACUUGGUGAUCACCACAUACCAAAUUGUGGCCAGGGAACAAAAGUCUGGAGCCGCUCUAUUUGGUGUCAAGUGGCGUCGCAUCAUCCUGGAUGAGGCACACGUGGUACGCAACCACAAGUCACAGUCGUCGCUGGCUGUCAGUGAGUUGCGCAGUAAGUUUCGCUGGGCUCUCACUGGCACUCCAAUUCAAAAUAAGGAGCUCGAUGUUUAUGCGCUGUUGAAGUUUCUCCGCUGCUCGCCAUUUGAUGAUCUGGCCACCUGGAAGAGGUGGAUCGACAACAAGAGCGCUGGUGGACAGGAGCGUCUCAAUUUACUGAUGAAAUCCAUAAUGCUUAGACGCACCAAGACUCAACUGCAAUCGGAUGGCAAAUUAAACAGUUUGCCUGACAAGAAGAUUCGUUUGGUUGAAAUAAAUCUUGAUAAAUAUGAGAUGAACGUUUAUCAGCGAGUUAUGACCUACUCACAAACAUUAUUUGCCCAGUUCCUGAUGCAACGCGCUGAGAAGGAAUCAGAUACGAACUUUGUUAACGAUGCCUGCAAGCCCACAUACAAACAAAUCAAAGAUCCAAAUGGUGCCUACUUUAAAAUGCAUGAGAAAUUCGCUCGUAUGGCUGGCCACAACCACGAGGUGAAGUCCCAUGAAAUUUUAGUCCUUUUGCUGCGUCUUAGACAAAUAUGUUGUCAUCCAGGUCUUAUAGAUGCGAUGUUGGAAGAUGAAGGCGCUGGAAAUGCAGGCAAUGAUGAUACCCAAGAGGAUUCACCGGAAAUUGACUUGCUGGCCCAUCUAAACAAGUUGACCAUUAAUGACGAUGCCAACAGUAGUCACAAUGACAGUAAGGAGCGUCCCUUGGAAGGUGAUGACAUGCGAUUUGCCAAGGCCUCACAAAAUGUGCUAAAGCGAAGCAACCCGGUUUUUGAUUUAAAUCGCCCGUCCACCAAGUUGAGAAAAACUCUGGAAAUACUACGGACAUGUGUGCUGAACACUGAUGAUAAGGCCAUCAUCGUGUCACAGUGGAAAUCGGUGCUGGAUAUUAUGCAGGACAUGUUGGUAAAGGAAAGACUGGCAACAUUGUCAUUGAAUGGCACAAUACCAGUACAGAAGCGUCAGGAUAUUGUCAACGAAUUCAACGAUCCACGCAGUUCCAAACGCAUUCUAUUGCUGUCUCUGACAGCCGGCGGAGUUGGUCUCAAUUUGAUUGGAGCAAAUCACUUAAUCCUAUUGGAUUUGCACUGGAAUCCGCAGUUAGAGGCACAGGCACAGGAUCGGAUAUAUCGUGUUGGCCAGAAGAAGGAUGUCAUAAUCUAUAAGAUGAUUUGCGUCGACACGGUGGAGCAACGGAUAAAGGCUUUACAGGAUCGUAAAUUGGAAUUGGCCGAUGGUUUGCUGACAGGCAAGGUUAGCACCAAGCUCUCCAUCGAUGAUCUCAAGGGUCUAUUUGGCAUGUAAACUUGCUGGCCAUAAGAAACUCAGUCAUAUUUGAUGUUGGGCUGUUUAAUUUAAGAAUAAACAGAAUGCUAUGCAAUGAUUUGAUAUCAUUAGUAUGCCUAAUAAAGAGCUUUCCAGACAGGCAUUUAUAGAAAAAAUGAAAGAAUUAUUUAUCAUUUAAUUUAUUCAAGUUCAACUUUA
Messenger RNA from Drosophila innubila, 3352 nucleotides. RefSeq names its product transcription termination factor 2 (gene lds). The record is from RefSeq and is a predicted model, not a curated record. The transcript has 5 exons. Gene Ontology annotation, molecular function: ATP binding; ATP-dependent chromatin remodeler activity. The coding region runs from base 98 to 3172 and encodes 1024 amino acids. NCBI's taxonomy places the organism in Eukaryota, Metazoa, Arthropoda, Insecta, Diptera, Drosophilidae.